Callorhinus ursinus (northern fur seal) is the source of this 3899-nucleotide messenger RNA. RefSeq names its product cytochrome P450 4F6-like. NCBI's taxonomy places the organism in Eukaryota, Metazoa, Chordata, Mammalia, Carnivora, Otariidae. The record is from RefSeq and is a predicted model, not a curated record. Gene Ontology annotation, molecular function: monooxygenase activity; iron ion binding; oxidoreductase activity, acting on paired donors, with incorporation or reduction of molecular oxygen.
CCUGGCUUCAUCCUCCCACCCAUCCUUUCCCGGCCCUGCCAUCCCCAGGUGAAGAGCAAUGAGGAAGGCUUGCGGAUGAUAGAGGAUCUGGGCCACCACUUCCGUGAUGUUCACCUCUUGUGGAUUGGGCCCUUCUACCCUGUCCUGAGACUCGUCCACCCUACCUUUGUUGCUCCCCUGCUCCAGGCCCCAGCCACCAUCAUACCCAAGGAUAUGUUUUUCUACAACCUGCUGAAGCCCUGGCUGGGGGAUGGGCUCCUGCUGAGUGCUGGUGACAAGUGGAGCCACCACCGCCGUUUGCUGACACCUGCCUUCCACUUUGAAAUCUUGAAACCCUAUGUGAAGAUUUUCAACAAAAGCGCAGGCAUCAUGCAUGCCAAGUGGCAGUGCCUGGCCUUGGAAGGCAGCACCCAUCUAGACAUGUUUGAGCACAUCAGCCUCAUGACCCUGGACAGUCUGCAAAAAUGUGUCUUCAGUUUUGACAGCAAUUGCCAGGAGAGUCCCAGUGAAUAUAUUGCUGCCAUCUUGGAGCUCAGUGCCCUUGUGGUGAAACGGCAGGAGCAGAUCUUCCUGCACAUGGACUUCCUGUACAAUCUCACCCCCAAUGGGUGGCGCUUCCGCAGGGCCUGCAACCUGGUGCACAACUUCACAGAUGCUGUCAUCCAGGAGCGGCGCCGUGCCCUCAUUAGUGGGGGUUCCCAUGACUUCCUCAAGGCCAAGGCUAAGGCCAAGACUUUGGACUUCAUUGAUGUGCUCCUGCUGGCCAAGGAUGAAGAUGGAAAACAAUUGUCAGAUGAGGACAUCCGAGCUGAGGCUGAUACCUUCAUGUUUGAGGGCCAUGACACCACAGCCAGUGGCCUCUCCUGGGUCCUGUACAACCUUGCAAAGCACCCAGAGUACCAGGAGCGCUGUCGGCAGGAGGUGCAAGAGCUCCUGAGGGACCGUGAGCCUCAAGAGAUUGAAUGGGAUGACCUGGCCCAGUUGCCCUUCCUGACCAUGUGCAUCAAGGAGAGUCUGAGGCUGCACCCCCCCGUUACAGUCAUUGCCCGCCGCUGUACCCACGACGUCGGGCUCCCUGAUGGCCGGAUCAUCCCCAAAGGGAGCAUCUGUGUCAUCAGCAUCUUUGGGAUUCAUCACAACCCGUCUAUCUGGCCGGACCCUGAGGUAUACAAUCCCUUCCGCUUCGAUCCAGAAAUCCCCCAGAAGAGGUCUCCCCUGGCUUUUAUUCCCUUCUCCGCGGGGCCCAGGAACUGCAUUGGGCAGACGUUCGCCAUGACUGAGAUGAAGGUGGUCCUCGCGCUCACGCUGCUGCGCUUCCGGUUCCUGCCAGACGAGGAGGAGCCGCGCCGGAAGCCGGAACUCAUUCUGCGCGCAGAGGGUGGACUUUGGCUGCGCACGGAGCCGCUGAGCGCGGGGUCCCAGUGAUUUUGCGAGCUCCUGGCUUGGGAUCCACCCAGAACCUACAGGCCUUGCUUUGUGGAUUCCCAGGAAUGAAACUUUGCAGUCUCCUCUGCCAGAGCCUCAUUGAGAGCUAGCAGGGGUGGGCGAGGCGGGGUGGAGAGGAGGCCCAAGACCCUGAGAGCCUUUCCAGAUGACCACAGGCCCCCAUGCUGAUUGCUGGUUCUACCAGAGCCCAAUCAGGGAGUUUAUCCUGUAGGCAAUAGGGAGCCAUGGGAGGUGUUUGAGCAAGAGAGGGACCAGGGUUACGGACUGACUUAAGGGCAUGUUUGAGGCUCUGGGUCACAGAGGAGAACCCAUAGUGGCACUACACUCUGAUCACCCUGACCUCUGUUCCUACCUAAUAUACCCAAACUUCUCUUACCUCAGAAUCCUUCACUAUGUCAAUAGUUACUAUGUUUACUUCAACAAAGCAAAUAUACUUUAUCCUGUGUGCCUAAUCAUUGCAGUCACUGUAUCUGUUAUAUAGUCAGUUGUUUUUGCUGGUUUUCACUGGUAGGGUCGUCGUUCUUGUGUGCCUGGUUAUCUUUGCCUGACUACUGGUUAUCAUAUUUGAAAUAAGAUUUGCAGAAUUUGAAGAAGGUAGCUUUCUCUAAGAAGGAGGUCUUGGAGCCUUGCUGAUUGAAGAUUAUGUUAAAUGAAGUUCAAGACUUGUGGUGGCCAAGAUCAGGAAGGCAGUUUAAAUUCUAGUUGAGAUCACACUUACAGGCUCCUCCACUCCUCUCACUCUGAGGGGUGUAGCUUUUUGAGGUCUCCACUUAUGUAAGGAGGGUCUUCUCACAAUUUCUCUUUCUCAUAUCACUAUAGGCCUUGAUUUUUCUCCCCUGACCAUGAAGCCAUCAAAACAGCUUCACAUUUUCCUGACUUGAGAAAUGUCUCCAGGGCAAACGUGUAAUUGAUGUUCAUUUAGCUCUAGGCUUCUAGUUCAUUUGAGUGGUGUCUUUGUAAUUCUUUACUAUCUUUUCUGGUCAUGUAUUCAUUUAAGAAAUUGGAAAAGUAUCCAGCUGUGAGAGUUGUUUUUUAAAAAUUGAAAGUUUAAUCCAAGUAACCUAGCUUGUCAUUAGUGGGAACAGGAAGUCUCAGUUGGAAUUUUAAUGGUCAUGAUCCAGUUAUUACUCCACUCUUGAAUGUAUUGAGGGUGAAAGUUGCCUUUAGGUGCACAGAUUCCUGGACCACAAAAAAGCUCACAUCAGGGCUUGAGGGAGAGGACAGCACAUCACCCAGAGACCCUGGAACCUGGGCUAAAUGGAGGGAGCUGGUGCACUUUGAAGUUGACUCCCCUAGGGGUGUUCCUUGUAUAGGAAGAGGAGUACACAUUGGAUGCUUUGGUAGUCAACAGGAUGGAUGGUGUCGGAGACUGCUAUGUAUCCUGAUGUUCCUUUUUGCCUUCCUGUAAUCCUUAGGUUUUUGUUAGGUGUAUGGCAGGCUGAAAUACAGAUAGCAUUUGAAAACUUUUCUUGAAACUAGAUUGGCUAAAUGAGUAUGCCCUGUCCCAUGUGGAAAAGUUAAAGAGUACCUGGUAAUUCUGGAAACUCUGCUGGAGAGAAAGCUGGACAUUCUCUGUUGAGUUUCCCCUUUCUUCUUCUCUGUUUCUUGGGGUGGUGUGGGUAGCUGGAGCUCCCUCUUGGAUUAAGAGGACAAGACCACUCUUUAGGAAAGGUGGGGCAGAUAACUAAAUGCAGUGAGGGUCCGAUGACCCUGAUCCAGCGCACCUUGGAGUUGUAUUACCAAGAUCACAAUCCCAGUCUGCUAUUUCCUAGCUGUGUGGGUUGGGGAAAAUUGUUGAUCUCUCUGAGCCUCAGUUCCGUUACCAUAUAGUAAUAGCCACCUUACUACACUGAUGGGGAGAUUGCAUAAGCAAGCAUGUGCAACAUCACUGAGUCAAUAUCUGGUAAGCAUCAGUAGUCAGUGAGGGUUAAUUUGUUCCCUUCUGUCAUCUUUUUGCAUCACGUUCUGAAAUUUAAAAAGCUUUAAUCACAGAAGUUAAAUUUAAGUAUUGGUGAAUGUGGCAACCUUCUGUUGAAGAAAACUAUCAUUAGAAGACCCAGUUAGUUGUAAAUAUCCAUAGUUACCUCAGAGAAACUCCAAAGGCCUUUGAUGGCAAGCUGGUCUUGGAGCUAGGAACUGGAAAAAAAAAAGAUUUUUUUCCCCCUUGAGAGGCAUGAACCUGCCUUCAUUUUUGCUUAAAUGUUUCAAGAUGUGGAGAUCAUGUGCGUCCCAAUAGUGAGGUGGGGAGUUGAACCGCUUCCUUCAGCACCUGGAACAGUGGCUGCCCCUGGACUCCUUCCUCUCAGGCUGUAGGAGCACCCCUCUGGGGUACAGUGUCUAGGACCUCAAAACUUUUCUGAGGCCCACAGAUUGGGGGCCCUGGAGGCUUACAGACUGCAAAAUAUGACAGGAACGUUGCAACAUGAAAUGAAUAAAUAUUUAAUGUAUUGUAA